CAUUUCACUACUUAUUACAACUACAAUACAAUACAAUGGCAUCCAAAACCUUCAUUUUUUGUACAGCCAUUUUACUACAUUUUUUUAGCAUCCAAACUUAUUCUCAUCAACUCCUCAAAACCUACAUUGUUCAACUCCAUCCCAAAGCAAUGUCUCCCUUGGUUUUCGCUUCCAAGCUUCAUUGGCACCUUUCGUUUCUUGAGGAAACCAUCGACGACGAACCUUCUUCACGUCUUUUGUACUCUUACGACUCAUCCAUGGAGGGUUUUGCAGCUCAGCUGUCAGAACACGAGUUAGAGGUGAUUCGUAAGAUGCAACAUGUGGUAGCCAUAAGACCAGACCGGGUGCAUAAUGUUCAAACUACUUAUUCUUAUAAGUUUUUGGGGUUAAGCCCGACAAAUGAAGAUGGUGCUUGGGUUAAGUCCGGGUUUGGUCGAGGAUCGAUCAUCGGAGUACUUGACACCGGGGUUUGGCCCGAAAGCCCGAGUUUCAAUGACCGAGAUAUGCCCCCUGUUCCUUCGAAAUGGAGAGGGAUUUGCCAACAAGGAGAUGAUUUUAAUUCUUCGAACUGUAACAAAAAGCUCAUAGGUGCCAGAUAUUUUAGUAAAGGGCACCGGGUUGCUUCUUUGUUUCCAACUGAAAAUGAAGUAUCUGAGUAUGUGUCGCCUCGGGAUUCACAUGGACAUGGGACUCAUACCGCGUCAACUGCAGCGGGGUCCACGGUCCCAAUGGCGAGUGUGCUCGGAAAUGCAGAUGGGGAGGCCCGGGGUAUGGCACCAGGAGCCCAUAUAGCCAUAUAUAAGGUCUGCUGGUUUAGUGGAUGCUAUAGCUCAGAUAUAUUGGCAGGAAUGGAUAUGGCAAUCCGCGACGGGGUUGACAUCCUUUCGCUAUCUCUUGGUGGGUUUCCACUUCCUCUAUAUGAUGACAGCAUUGCGAUUGGUAGUUUCCGGGCCAUGGAGCACAAGAUAUCCGUUAUAUGUGCUGCCGGGAAUAAUGGGCCAAUUGCAAAUUCGGUUGCCAAUGUGGCUCCAUGGGUUGCAACUGUUGGUGCUAGCACACUUGACAGAAGGUUUCCGGCUGUGGUUCAUAUCGGAAAUGGAAAGAUUCUUUAUGGAGAAUCUAUGUAUCCUGGGAACUUCCACCCGGGUGCCCAAAAACGACUAGAAGUCGUUUACUUAACAGGUGGAGACCGAGGAAGCAAUUAUUGCUUCAAAGGUUCUCUUCCGAAAGAUAAAGUACAAGGAAAAAUGGUGGUUUGUGACAGAGGAGUUAACGGGCGGGCAGAGAAAGGCCAAGUUGUGAAGGAGUCUGGUGGUGCUGCCAUGAUUCUGGCAAAUACGGAGAUAAACGAGGAAGAAGACUCGGUCGACACACAUGUUUUACCGGCGACUUUGAUUGGGUUUUCUGAAGCAGUUCAACUAAAGACUUACAUCAACUCUACAAGACGACCCAUGGGUCGGAUAAUAUUUGGGGGAACAGUAAUAGGUAAAAGUAGAGGACCUUCGGUAGCUCAGUUUUCAUCACGGGGACCAAAUUUCUUGGACCCCGUAAUACCUAAACCGGAUGUCAUUGCACCCGGUGUUAACAUUAUAGCUGCUUGGCCACAGAAUUUGGGGCCAUCCAGUCUGCCACAAGAUAAUAGAAGAGUCAACUUUACGGUCAUGUCUGGAACAUCUAUGGCAUGCCCUCAUGUCGGCGGCCUUGCAGCUUUGAUACGUUCUGCACAUCCAAAAUGGAGUCCUGCAGCCAUCAAAUCAGCCCUUAUGACUAGCACUGAUAUAACGGACCAUCAUGGCAAACCCAUCAUGGAUGGUAACAAACCUGCAGGGAUUCUUGCAAUGGGAGCUGGACAUGUGAAUCCCGAAAGAGCGAUAGAACCAGGAUUGAUAUACGACAUUACUCCAAAUGAGUAUAUUAUGCAUUUAUGCACCAUAAAGUAUACAAAUUCGGAGAUUUUCACUAUAACUCACAGAAAUGUUAGUUGUCCUGAUAUCAUGAAGAAGAACAAGGGUUUUAGCCUUAAUUACCCUUCCAUUUCUGUGACUUUCAAAUCAGGAAUGACUAGUAAGAUGAUCAAAAGGCGUGUUACGAAUGUGGGAAAGCCUAGCUCAGUUUACACAGUUAAAGUGGUGGCACCAGAAGGUGUCAAAGUACGUGUCAGGCCAAGAAGACUAUCGUUUUCACGGUCAAAUCAGAGUUUGAGUUAUCGAGUUUGGUUCAUCAUGAAAAAGUCAUCAGGGUCCAAACGAGCUACACUUGGUCAAGGGCAAUUAACAUGGACGAACGUAAAGGACAGUAGAAUCAAGAUUCGAAGUCCUAUUCUAGUUACAAAGUCAUCUAACAAAAAGGGUAGUCAUAACAAUAAUUAGAUUUAGCACUUACAGGUCAAGAUGAUUUGUUUUUCAAAUUUCAAAAGUAUUGUUGUAUUCUUUAUCAGUUGAUAAAGACUCAGAAGAGUUGUAAUAAGAAUGUACCAUUUCACUUCA
Molecule: messenger RNA, 2486 nt
Organism: Erigeron canadensis
Lineage: Eukaryota; Viridiplantae; Streptophyta; Magnoliopsida; Asterales; Asteraceae
Product: subtilisin-like protease SBT1.2
Exons: 1
Coding region: 36-2369 (777 amino acids)
Biological process (GO): proteolysis
Molecular function (GO): serine-type endopeptidase activity
Source: RefSeq, a predicted model, not a curated record